This is a messenger RNA of Micropterus salmoides (largemouth bass), 1974 nucleotides long. Its product is annotated as transmembrane protein 43. Bases 130 to 1335 code for a protein of 401 amino acids. The record is from RefSeq and is a predicted model, not a curated record. Gene Ontology annotation, biological process: nuclear membrane organization. Lineage: Eukaryota; Metazoa; Chordata; Actinopteri; Centrarchiformes; Centrarchidae. Gene Ontology annotation, cellular component: nuclear inner membrane. The transcript is spliced from 12 exons.
UCCGGUGUGCGCUGUGUAUCACUGAAAACGCUUCCUGUAGUUUCUCCGUUGAUGUGUCCGUUUCCAGUCACUGGAUCUUCAAAUCCUCCAACUUUGCUGUUUGACUGAGAAGUUAAGAAAGUCAGAGAAAUGUCUUCAGCAUUUUCAGAUAAAGACCCAAACCAACACAAGCGUGUAUCUGUUCAGUCCAACCCUGGAUUCCUGGAGCGAUUAGGGCAAACAGCAGGAGGAACGGUAGUUGGUGUCGGACUGUUUUUCCUGUCAAUUUACGUACUCUUUACCAAUGAGGGGAGGGCUCUGCAAACGGCAUCCUCCCUGGAUGAAGGUCUUUCUCAGGUUGUGUCGCUGGGGCCUUACUCCAGCCUCGACCUGCAGAAUAACAACCGUUUAGUUCAUCUAUCUGCACAGCUGCGCACCUCACAGCCCCUGCAUGACCCCAACUACAGAGUGGAGGUGCAGGCAGUGAAGCUGAAGAGGCAGGUGGAGAUGUAUCAGUGGGUGGAGUACCGGGAGAGCAAGGACUACCAAGAGGAUGGUGAGACCAAAACUGAGACGACUUACACCUAUAACACGGAGUGGAAAUCAGAGUUGAUCAACAGUCGUAACUUCGAUAAGGAAAUCGGUCACCAGAACCCAAGUGCCAUGGCGGUUGAGAGUGUCAUAGUGGUGGCUCCCGAAGUCGCAGUUGGACCUUUCCUCCUGUCUAAAGGCCUAGUGGAGCAGAUAAAUAACUUCCAGACGCUGAGUUUGAGGGAUUUCAAUGCCUUUACCUUGGACCCUUUUCUCAGCAUUGAUGACGAUUAUUUCUAUCACACUCAGUACCCACGCAGGCCGGAGGUUGGGGAUGUGCGUGUGAGAUUCUCCUUCGCUGGACUGAGUGGUGAGACGUCUCGCCUCGGCCCGCCUCAAACUGUCAGUAUCGUGGCCAUGCAGAGAGGCGAGCAGCUGAUGCCUUUCAAAACCAGGUCAGGUGACACUCUGGAGAUUCUGUACCUGGAGGAGCUCUCUGCAGAGGAGGUUUUUCAGAAGGAACACCAGUCCAACAGUAUGAAGACCUGGGCACUCAGGGCUGCAGGCUGGGCCCUCAUGUUCCUUAGCAUUCAGCUGACCAUGCGAAUCAUCCACACAUUGGUGGACUGGGUUCCUGUUCUCAGAGAGCUCGUGUCCGUGGGGCUGAAGAUCUUCGCCUUGUGCGUCUCCUGCUCUCUGUCUCUUCUCACCAUCGGAGCAGGUUGGCUUUUCUACCGACCGUUAGUGGCUGUGGCUCUGGGAGCACUGGCUCUGCUUCCAGUGUUUCUCGCCCGCUCAGGACUUCCAGUGAAGAAGAAGGAGUGACUAGUGAACUGAUGAUUAUCAGAACAUCUUCUGAUGCCUGGGCGUCCAUCAACAGUGCGAGACAGUAUUGUGCAGCUGUUUUGUUCCACAGUAGAGUUACGGACUUGCUUUCUUGGGUAACACAGACAUUUUGUUGUGAAGGUUUAUGUGAUAUUCAAUGUUUUGUUCUAAGAGGUACAGUUAUUGGUUCCAUCCAAAAGCAAUUUGUUUAAAUGGACUUGAACAUUAUAAUUUUUGUUAAUAAUUUAACAGGGGCAUCAUACCUUCAUGAAGGUUCAGUCUUUGUUGACGCUGUUCUAGAGAAGUGUUGAUUCAGCUGGAUGUUCAUUUUAGAGGCUGUUCAAUUGUUACACUGGGAGGUGAUUCUAAUAUUUUGUCUACACUUAUUUAUGUAAAUGAGGUACACAGUAUUAGGUUCAACAAAAACUGAACAUUAUAACCUUCAUGACGGUGGGAUUUACUGCAAGGUUGCAUUAGCCAGAUUUGACUAACAAACUGGCAAGAAUGUUUGCUUUUCAAAGCACUUUGGACAAGAAGACCAAUCAGUGAAAUACCAAAGACCUGGGGAUCUGCAACUUUGUUGGAUUGUUUGUUUGCAAUGGAUGUUAAAUAAAGCACGUAUUGUGUGUAUCAACUAAA